GAUGUUUUGACCAUGGACAAUCUGUCAGGUUGUCAUACUGCCAUAGUGACGGAGUGACCCCAUGUUUAGCGCAGAAUUUAGAGGUUAGACUGGUUAUUACGAAAGUUUGUUAUGUUUUUAUUUUCGUUGGUGACUUAAAAUGUCUUCGGCCUUAGUUCGCCAGGCUCUCGCAUUUGUGGAUCCUGAAGAAAACAUUGGUAAAGGAAAGAAACGUCGUGAGAACCCUAGUCGGCACCAGAGCACAGGUCAAGUUUCCAGUCAUCCAUACAAGCAAAAGAGUAAAAAACAAAAGCAACAGCAAGUAGAUAAAUCAAAGGAGCAAAUAACAGAAGAAAACGUCCAGAAACUCCUUAAAUUAUCCACACCAACUGCUAACAAAGAAGUGGCACAAAAGAUCCUAGAGCGAGCAGUCAAAGGCAAGCCUCUCGUCGAACACAUUGAAGAGAAAGUCGACGACGGGAAAUCGAUUCUAUUCCCCAACGAGCCCUUCCACAAAUUUGAAGAGAGUUAUUUUUGCAGCUAAAUCUCAACUUGAGACACAAAAUAAUUAUUUGGAAGAAUAUUACUGUAUUGAAAAAAAAAAUUAUAGUACAACUCAAAGAUAAAAGACUUCAAAGCUUUGUGUAUUUAUUAACAAGCUGUAAAUUUUGUAAACUCAAAGCUUGUAAAAGUAAAGAAAUGUUAAUGUGUAUAUUCUAAGACGAGUGCCUUUAUGGACAUACCCGAUGCAAUUUUGGGCAAACUUACUCUGGUGACGACAAUAACUGUCUACUUGGUCUUCAUCUUUUGGGUCAAUUCCUAUCCUUUUAUUGACGAAGAUCUGACAAUAUUCAAAUACAUUCCUAACCCACAGUGGGCCUUACUAGGUUGUGCCGUUUGGGGAUUCUUUUUCAUCGGAGGUCUGAUGUCGUUCACUCUCUACCACAUCUAUCCGCACUUAUAACUCGAAAUCAUCAAAAUAAUCUAAAGGAAGCAGAAAUGAACGAUUACAUUGUCAUAGGUGUAUCUGGUGUCACGUGUGGGGGAAAAACCACUUUGGCAAAUAAAUUGAAAGAUAUAUUAACACCAGUAUAUGUCUUCCAUCAAGAUAGAUAUUUCUAUCCGGACGACAGCCCAAAACAUGUGAAAUGUGAAGGAAUGGAUCACAACAAUUACGAUAUCCUGUCGUCACUGGACAUGCAAUUGAUGUUCGAUGACAUCACACAAACAAUGAAAGGUGUAAAUAAAUCACACGUGCAAAACUUGGAGCAUGGUGCGGGGAAGUAUGGGAUUAGGGGGAAAAAGUUUAUAAUAAUAGAAGGGUUCACGGUGUUGAAUUACAAGCCUAUUAUGGAAAUUUGUGAUUUAAGAUACUACUUUGUGCUGGAGUACGGCGAGUGCGCGGCGCGCCGCUGUCUCCGGCUCUACGACCCGCCCGACGUGCACGGCUACUUCGAGCGCUGCGUGUGGCCCGAGCACCUCAAGUACAGAGCGGAGAUAGAAAAGGAUAGUCGUGUCAAUAUUAUAGAUGGUACGAGGCACGACGCCCUCGACAUCGUCGUCGCGGACCUCAAGAAAAUGGGCGCUGUUCAGAUUUGAAAUGAACGUUAUUUUUUUUUUUUACUUUUACGGUCAUUGUGAACACUUUUCACACACAGAACUUACCGCGUUUGUUAAAUCAGAUUAUUAUCGUUGCAAUAUUUAAUUGACAUUUAUAAAAAAAGAUGUUUAAAUUAAAUAAUUUAAAUGUGUAUAAGUCUAUUUUAUAAGUUCUGUCUUAAACAGUAUACGAAUGUCUAACUUAUAACAGAGUAUGAGAAACCGAUCUAGAAUGUAAUGUUGGGUAAAUGAAAAUGAAAAUUCACAAAAGUCAAUAAUGAAAUUGAUAUUAUUUGCUGGUAAUAUUUUUCACGUGUUUCAAAGGCUUGUAAACACUGAAAAACCAAUUAUAUUUAAUUGUUUUAUAAGUUGUAAUGUUUUGUGAGUAAAUUUUCGAGCACUGAAUUUUUAUAUUGUUAUUCAUACGGUGCUUGUUAUUACGCUGCCUUGUAAUAUAUUUUAUAAAUUCA
This is a messenger RNA of Melitaea cinxia (Glanville fritillary), 2048 nucleotides long. RefSeq names its product nicotinamide riboside kinase 1. The transcript is spliced from 8 exons. The coding region runs from base 979 to 1578 and encodes 199 amino acids. Gene Ontology annotation, cellular component: cytoplasm. The record is from RefSeq and is a predicted model, not a curated record. NCBI's taxonomy places the organism in Eukaryota, Metazoa, Arthropoda, Insecta, Lepidoptera, Nymphalidae.